Messenger RNA from Xiphias gladius (swordfish), 4041 nucleotides. RefSeq names its product molybdenum cofactor sulfurase (gene mocos). Lineage: Eukaryota; Metazoa; Chordata; Actinopteri; Istiophoriformes; Xiphiidae. The record is from RefSeq and is a predicted model, not a curated record. The transcript is spliced from 15 exons. Gene Ontology annotation, molecular function: molybdenum ion binding; pyridoxal phosphate binding; molybdenum cofactor sulfurtransferase activity. The coding region runs from base 122 to 2635 and encodes 837 amino acids. Gene Ontology annotation, biological process: Mo-molybdopterin cofactor biosynthetic process.
AAACAGCGGGGCUGUGCAGGUCAGCUGCUGAUCACCGGACUUAGACCCGUCAGCGUGUCAGCGAGCGCUGCGGCUUGGGACGGCCGCAACCACCGCGGCGCUGCGGUGCGGAGAGCGAUCGAUGGAUUUCCAGAAACUUUGCACUUUGGAAACUUUUCAGCGGGUCUGGAGCCACUACGGUUACGGGGGGCACUUCGAAGAGGCGAUCGGGCGGGAGUUCACGCGGAUUAAAGGUAUAACAUAUCUGGAUCAUGCAGCAACUACUCUGUACCCGGAGUCGCUGGUCAGGGACUACGGCUUGGACAUUACACGGAACGUAUACGGAAACCCGCACAGCCAUAACCCCAGCAGCAGACUGACGCAUGACACCAUCGAGAGGGUCAGAUACAGGGUAUUGCAGCAUUUUAACACCACUCCCGAGGAGUACUGUGUGAUUUUCACUUCUGGUUGCACAGCCGCUCUCAAAUUAGUGGCCGAGAGCUUUCCCUGGAGGCCCCGGACCGAGAGCGAGGCGGGGAGUCACUUCUGCUACCUCACCGACUGCCACACCUCUGCGGUCGGCAUACGAGGACUGACUUCUGGCCGAGGGGUAGUCGCCCUGCCUGUUUCCCCGCACGAGGUGGAACACAGGGCAAGGGAGGAGGCUCAAGGUGAAGAUGUUAUUUGUCAGACGCCGCACCUCUUCUGCUACCCAGCACAGAGCAACUUCUCUGGGAGGAAGUAUCCCCUUAGCCAUGUGAAAGGCAUCCAGGCGAGACGCCUUUACCCAGCAUGUGACCACCAAGGCCGCUGGUUUGUGCUGCUCGAUGCUGCCUCUCAUGUCAGCUGUUCCCCUCUAAACCUACAGGACUGCCCUGCUGAUUUCAUUCCCGUCUCCUUCUACAAGUUGUUUGGCUUCCCUACAGGGCUGGGCGCCCUUCUUGUCCGUCACGACGCAGCAGGCAUGCUAAAAAAGACUUAUUUUGGAGGAGGCACAGCAGCAGCUUACCUUUCUGGAGAAGAUUAUUAUGUGCAGUCAGCAAACAUUUCUGACAGAUUUGAAGAUGGGACUGUCUCUUUCUUGGACAUCAUAGCUCUAAAUCACGGUUUCGAAGCUCUUUACAAGAUCACAGGGGGCAUGCACAACAUCCAGCAGCACACGUUUGGCCUGGCACGCUACACUUACUUGCUGCUGUCAAGUCUUUGCCAUGGCAACGGGCAACCAGUGGCCCGGAUAUACUGUGAGGGUCAGUUUGAGAGUCCAGCCACACAAGGUGCAAUCCUAAACUUCAACCUCGUGGAUUCUCAUGGACAGAUGAUUGGGUAUUCACAGGUGGACAGAAUGGCAAGUCUGUACAACAUCCAUGUGCGCACAGGCUGCUUCUGCAACACCGGGGCCUGUCAGUCCUUCCUUGGGAUCACCAAUCAUCAGAUGAGGAGAAACCUGCAGGCCGGCCACGUCUGCGGAGACAGUAUCGACCUGGUGGACGGCCAGCCGACCGGAUCAGUUCGCGUGUCCUUUGGCUAUAUGUCAACAUUUGAAGACUGUCAAAAGUUCCUGAACUUUGUUGCUGAGUGCUUCGUAGAGAAACCGGUCACAGUGGACCAAGUGAGACUGGAGAAGCUAAAAACAACCACAGCGGCAUCCCAGAGCUCAAAUGGAGAUCCACCUAUCAAAAUUACCAAUAGAGAGAUAUAUAAUGUAGAUGAGAAGAAGCUCAGAGAAGCAUCAAUCAAGGGAUUUAGACACAGAGACUCAAAUGGCCUCGAGGAGGCUUAUACUCUCACCAGCAUCUACAUAUAUCCCAUCAAAUCAUGCGGAGCAUAUGAGGUCCUUGACUGGCCACUGGGACCGCUGGGUUUGCUGUAUGACAGAGGCUGGAUGGUGGUGAAUGGAAACGGCGUGUGCCUGAGUCAGAAGAGAGAGGCGCGUUUAUGCCUCAUUCGCCCGCAAGUCCACCUGCCCUCAAACAAAUUGCUCCUGCAGGCAUCAGGGAUGGAUACCAUUUCUGUUCCCUUGGAAAACAACGAUCAGAAGCACACAAGCUAUCGGGCGUGUCAGAGUAAAGUUUGUGGUGACAGGGUGGAGACUUUCGACUGUGGGGAUGAGGCUGCAUCAUGGCUUUCAGACUUCCUUGGACAGCCAUGCCGCCUGAUAAGACAAAGUCCCUAUUUCGACCGAGACAUGAAGAAGCGGCAUAGUGGAGCUGCCACCUCUACGUCCCUCUCCCUGGUGAAUGAAGCGCAGUAUCUCAUGAUCAACCGCGCCAGUGUGGAGCUCAUUCAGAAACAAAUGAGCAGCAGGCAAGACUAUUCUGAGGGCGAACAGCUACUUGACUCACAGAAUGUCAUCAGCCGCUUCCGAGCCAAUUUAGUCAUCACUGGAGUAGAACCAUUUGAGGAGGAUAAUUGGUCGCACUUGAUUAUUGGCAACACUCGAUUUGUGGUUGCAGGUCAGUGUGGAAGGUGCCAGAUGGUUGGAGUAGACCAGGACACGGGGACCAAAACAAAAGAGCCGCUAAUGUCCCUGUCUGCUUAUCGCAGUGGGAAGGUGACCUUUGGUGUGUACCUGACCCAUCAGCUACCAAAGGGUUCCCCUACAGCCAGUGUCCUCUCCGUUGGCUCCCUUGUACAGCCAGAGCCACACAGUUCUUGAAGUGGUCAACUGCAUCAGCAUCCUCUUUUAUUUCUAUUGGUGACAUCCUGGGUCCCAAGCAAUCAUUUCUGCAAUGCACAUCCAAAAGGUUCCCUGUCAUACACUGUGGGGAGAUUCUGUAGAUGCUACUCUUUUCUGUCUGUGUAGCCCUGGUGGGGUUUGUCCUCUCAAGUGCCCUUUUCAUACCAGGGCAUUGUGAUUUUAUUCAAUCCGAGUCUGUUUUGAUGGGAAAAUAAUGAGAUUUUUGGAUUUUAUUUCCCCAUGGUUAUGUUCUUAAAAUGUGUUACGUAAAGUAGACGUGAAGUAUUAAAUGCAUGACAGAAUUAUACUUUGAAUAUGCCAAAACAUGUCAGGCUUGAUGCUUUAAUCACUGUUCAUGUUAACCUCCCUGACAGUUCUUCCACUGUUUGUCCCCAUGGAGGUUUAUAGUGCUGUUUAUUCCAAACGCAACACCACUGUUACCGCUUCCAGAAAUCUGAAACAUAUUGCUCACUGUAAUGAAAAAACCUACCAGGCACUCAGUAUUCAGUAUGGGUAUAGUAUUUUAUAAAGCGUAAUAAUUUGAUGUAGAGGAGCUAGAAAAUUUGUGUUUCCUGAAAAAAAAAAAAUACAGUUAGAUAUCUUGGCCACCAGAAAUCAUAUGUUCAGAGAGACAUGCUUGUAUGCAAAGUAUGUUUGUGCUCAACUGAUGUGUCAAUGUCAAACUGGUCCUCUAUUGCUCACCUAUGGUGUAGUUACAGAUAGUUUUUUUACUGUCAAUAGCAUGCUUGUCAGUAUUUAUGUGCCCAUGUAUGAAGGCAUGCCAAACAAAAGCUGGACUAAAUAUACACACGGAUGACAAAUGAAAGGAAAUGCGUAUGUAAAGUGUCCUUUUUGGUAUUUUUGAUGGUGGCGGUGGCCAGCGCUGUCCAACAUGUCACUCAAACAAAUCUGGAUCUGAUGACCUCAUAGGCCAUGGGAUGUGAUUCACAUCACUUUCACGCUCAUCAGACCCUUCGGUGGCUCGUUCCCUCUGGUUUGUCAUCUCUACCUCUUGCUGGUGCGCAGACUCUGGCACUGGCACAGCAGUCUGUGCCCUCUAACCGUGAUUGUUGCUGAGAAGUUUCUAAUCGUCUUUCAUCAGUGAUGUUUUACGCUCUUUCGUUCCAUGUACAGUGGGGCUCACUUGAAUGGGAAAGUGGGCCUCGGAGCUUUUGGACCCCGUUGUUUGUGUGUUUUAUCUGCCACUCACUAUGGACAUUUAAUGUGUGAGAGAAAUUGAACAGAUUUUCAAUCACAGCAGACUUAAAACAGCUCCACGAUUAAGGCAUACACUGUGUAUUUACAUAUAUCAUUUCACAAUGUAAUUUGUAUAAUAAAAGAUCCGUUUUAAUCGCAUUACAGGAGAUUGCUUAAUGUGUCGCGUG